This is a messenger RNA of Hyposmocoma kahamanoa, 1283 nucleotides long. RefSeq names its product diphthine methyltransferase. Gene Ontology annotation, molecular function: protein binding. The coding region runs from base 232 to 1272 and encodes 346 amino acids. The transcript has 5 exons. NCBI's taxonomy places the organism in Eukaryota, Metazoa, Arthropoda, Insecta, Lepidoptera, Cosmopterigidae. The record is from RefSeq and is a predicted model, not a curated record.
AGACAUUAUAUUGUAAUGUAAGCAAUUAGUUUUCAUCGUAAGACUUAACUUACAAUUUUCGACGGAAUUUAAUUGUUUAAAUUACAACAUAGGCCAUGAAAUUACCUUAGACUAUUUUUUUCCAUCCUCAAAGGAAAUUAUGGAUCCAACUAUGUCAAUUUUGUUCUUCAAACUGUACAAAGAUAUAUGCAAAUGAGAUGAAAUAAAUUAACCGAACUACAGACAACGUCUAUGGAAGCGUUGUGGACGACCAAGUGGCGGUGGAACACGGGUUACAGCGCGGAUUCCGUCGAAUGGUGCCCCGUGAUUCAGCAUUGGAAUGUGUUCACUUGUGGUACUUACCAGCUCAAUAAGAAUGGUUCUGGAGGAGAUCAUGAAGCAAAACAGUCGAGACUUGGCCGCAUCUAUCUCUUUGUCAUAGACAACAGCACCAUCGAGUUGUCUCCUAACCAAACUAUUGAAACUUCUGGAAUACUCGACCAAAAAUGGUGUUACCACACCAUACAAAACUACCCGGUACUUGCUACUGCAACAUCUGAGGGUAUUUUACAUCUUUACCGAAUGGUUGACGAAAAUGGAACGUUAAAUUUGAAAUUGUGGGUUGAAGAGUCGAUUGGUGAAAAUAUUCUGGCUUUGUCUUUGGAUUGGUCAACCAACAAAACCGAGAUUGAAGAGCCAGAUAUAGUAGUCAGUGAUUCAGCGGGAAGUGUGACUGUAUUGAGGGUAGUUGGAGACCAAUUGCUGAAGAUUGGACGGUGGAAUGGACACGGAUUUGAAGCAUGGAUCGCUGCUUUUAAUUAUUGGAAUAGUAAUAUAUUUUAUUCAGGCGGUGAUGACUGCGUGUUCAAGAGUUACGAUGCCAGAGUACCCGAGAUAGCAGUCACCGUAAACAGGAUUCACGAAGCUGGAGUGACAGUUGUGAGGAACCACGUGGAUAUGGAACAUCAGCUUUUGACCGGCAGUUACGACGAAAGAGUGCGUCUUUGGGACACAAGGAACCUAAAACGUAGUAUAACGGAGACAAACGUAAACGGAGGAGUAUGGAGGCUUAAAUGGCACCCCUUCCAAAAAAACAUAAUUUUAGCAGCCUGUAUGUACGGAGGGUUCAAAAUAUUACACCUCGAGGAAGAGAUUAACGUUAUUUGUGAAUAUUUAGAACAUGAAAGUAUUGCAUAUGGUGCCGAUUGGAAGUUUGUCGACGAAAAACCGUCUGUGGUGGCUACGUGUUCGUUUUAUGAUUGCAAAUUGCAUUUGGGCGAAGUUGAGUGGUAAAUAAAAUGUGU